UGAGGUCCUGCAGGUCUCUGCCUGUUCUGGUCCUCUCUUACGGAGUGACGCAAUAAGUUUUCACAAGCUUCGUCACUUCGGGGUUUAUCGCAAUGAUUGGGACAUGAGGUGGCCAUGCAGUCGGUCCCCCGUCAGCGGAAACCCCCACGGUGCGGAUAAAAAGUCCAAACGGCUGCAAAUGGAAGCUGAAGGAAGUUUGAGCCCGAUUAACGGCGGACAGACACCGACAGACAGACAGCCGCCCUGACAGACAUGAACCCUCUGCGAGUCUUCGCUCUGCUGCACUACUUCCUGUUCGCAGUUUUGGUCCAAUCAGCUUCCAUCAGCUCACCGACCAACCUGUCCCUGAUGUUCAGAGAGGCGGUCGAGCAAACCAAGAUGCUGGUGGAGAAAAUCCUGAAAGACCUCCCCACCGUGCACGCCGCUGCGGUCACCAUCGAGGGUUUGACCCUCAACCCCCCCAGUCAGACCAUAAACCUGGAGAUGAUGGCGAUGUCACUGGGCAUCCCUGCCGCCCCCGUCAUCAAACCACUGUCUGAGCGCUUCACACUGGACAUAUGUGUGAGUCGUAUGUUAGCGGGCACCCGGCUGUACCAGGGGCUGCUGGGGGUAUUGUCUGACAAAGUCGAUGGACUGGAUGACCUGAAAGUCGACCUCCGAGACCUGCUGUUACGCAUAAGCAAGAUGAAGGAGGCUGCUCAGCUCGAAGGCGGUGACAGUCUGGAUCAGAACAGUCGUUUGGACCUGGCUUCUCGUCUCCCUGGCAACUACGAGGUCCAGGUGGCAGUCCACCUGACAGUGUCACAGCUGCGGUCCUUCUGCCACGACCUGAUCCGCAGCCUGAGAACCAUCGCCACCUACAGGCCCUAAGCUGCAGGUACACGUUAAGCCCCGCCCACUAGAGGCAACUGCGUUCAAGGACAAAAAUCACACUGAAUUGGAUAGAGUGAAAGUUGCACAUUUAAGGUUAUGAGCUCCUGCAGGAAUCGGUGACCCGGAGUUAUGACAGAGACAAUCACCUGUGUCUACCUGCUGCACUGCCUCAUGGGAGAAUCUUUAGUGAUCGUCCUGACAGUCAAAGAACAUCACAUCUCAGAAACAUCUCUUUUUGCCCUCAGACGUUUGUGUAUAUCAGUGGCAUGGACGCCUGCGAUCAGUUUUAAAGCCCUGCAACUUCCACGUCUCUGAACUGGAUGUUUUAUUGUGACGGGUAUUCCCUCAAUGUCUGAGACUCCGGAUGUGAAACGUUUCUCUGAAUCAGUCAUCAGAUCUGAUUGGCUACAGCGAUCCAAAAACUUUCCCAGGGUGCUUUGUGUUGCAGCAUGUCGACCCAGUAUAUUAGUCGGGGAUCAGAGCUUCUCCUUGAUUCUUUUCGAAAACAAGCAGCAAGAAUGUGAACAAAGCUGGAGAAAGAAUGUCUUUAAUGACCUUCGGGAAUGAAGAGACGACUGCGAGCUGGAGCAGACUGCAGGUCUGAACCUGCUCAGGACUGAAACCUGCUGCUGCUGUUCUCUCUCUGCAGGACGUCGUGGGUUCUCUGUCAAAUUCUGCAUCUUUGGACACUGUCACUGCAGUGAAAGUCCUGAAGCUGUGGGUCGGUGAAGGAAAACAGACAUUUUCUGAACAGAACAGGAGGCAAUGAGCUGACCUUUGCUUCAGAGUCCGCCCUGAGGCAUCUAGUCAUUGUUUGCCUCCCAGUCAAACAUCUACUUUAUUGCAUUAGAAAAAUCUCUUUUAGAAUUUAAAUGGGUUUUGUCAGAAACAGAGCAGUCAAACAGAAACCACAGACACAACACAAGACAAAAAAGAUGUUUCACGUUGAUUAACUAUUUGUUAAUCAAAUAGGAAACUGGCAGCAAUUCUGAUAAUGAAUGAAUGAAUUGUUAAAG
Messenger RNA from Monopterus albus (swamp eel), 1889 nucleotides. It is a transcript of the gene csf3b, whose product is annotated as colony stimulating factor 3 (granulocyte) b. Gene Ontology annotation, molecular function: cytokine activity. The record is from RefSeq and is a predicted model, not a curated record. NCBI's taxonomy places the organism in Eukaryota, Metazoa, Chordata, Actinopteri, Synbranchiformes, Synbranchidae. Gene Ontology annotation, biological process: positive regulation of myeloid cell differentiation. The transcript is spliced from 5 exons. Bases 253 to 870 code for a protein of 205 amino acids.